This is a messenger RNA of Impatiens glandulifera, 1194 nucleotides long. Its product is annotated as probable E3 ubiquitin-protein ligase HERC4. Bases 1 to 1194 code for a protein of 397 amino acids. Lineage: Eukaryota; Viridiplantae; Streptophyta; Magnoliopsida; Ericales; Balsaminaceae. The transcript has 2 exons. The record is from RefSeq and is a predicted model, not a curated record.
AUGGAAGAUCAAGUUACAAGUGUAUCAAUUAUUGAGGAACUGCCAUCAGAUUUGAUCCUAUGUAUCCUUAAAUCCGACUGCUUGAGCGUGUCUGAUUUUGCUUGUUUGGAGACAACUUGCACUACAUUCGGUGGAAUCAGAGAACAGCUUCACCCAACAUUAAAGUUCCGAUCUUUAGUUGAUUUGGCAGUGUUUCGUCUAUGUGAAUCUCAUCCAAUAUACUCAUGUUUGAACGAAAGUCGAAAAAAAACACUUUUGCUUAGGAUGGGCAACAACUGGAAGCAAGCAUUGAAUUUCUUGCGAUCUGUUGAAGAAUCCUCAGAUUCUGUUCAAAGUAAAUCAGGAUCAGGUUAUAUACAGGUGACGGCAGGAAUUUCUUUUACAAUUGUUUUGAAGGAUUAUUCGGUGUACAUUUCGGGUGUUCGUUAUUUGGGUGACCAUUUAUUGAAGGACCAUUUAAAAUAUCACAAGUUUACUCUGAUUAGCUUCGACCAGCAGCCGUUAACAUCAUCAUAUGUGGAUAAUAUAGUCUCUGUCUCUACCAUGUAUAAUCAUGCUGCUUUUAUUACGCAAUCAGGAAAAGUUUUUACAUGUGGUAACAAUUCGUCAGGUUGUUGUGGGCAUACAACAGGUGGGUAUAGCCUUAAACCUCGGCUUGUGGAAGGCGCAUUGAAGGGAAUCCCAUGCAAACAAGUUGCAAUCGGUAAUAAAUUCACUGUCUUUCUUACAAGAGAGGGUCGAGUAUAUACUUGUGGGAGAAACAGUCACGGUCAGCUUGGUCAUGGAGAUAUGGUGGAUAGACCGACACCUAUGAUAGUAGAAUCGCUUGUAGAUUGUUUAGUAGUUCAGGUUUCAGUUGGUCUAGCAUUUACAUUAGCUCUAACUAGCGAUGGCAACUUGUAUUCAUUCGGGUCCGGCGAGGAUUGGUGUUUGGGUCACAGAGUUGAAAAGAAUGAGCUACGCCCUCGUCUGGUUAAGUUCUUUAAAAGAAGGAAUAUUCACAUUCUUAGAGUCUCUGCAGGAGCUGUUCAUGUUGUAGCUCUCGAUUCUAGUGGAUUGGUUUAUACUUGGGGGAGAGGUGAAGUAAGCCAGUUAUGUAAUAUAGAAUAUAUAGACGAUUUUAAAAGCCGUGAAACCACACCAUAUUUAGUGAACAGCCUGAAGAGUCAGAUUGCUAUACAGGUUAUUAAUUAA